This is a messenger RNA of Acanthosepion pharaonis, 1230 nucleotides long. The record is from the annotation of a GenBank genome assembly. Lineage: Eukaryota; Metazoa; Mollusca; Cephalopoda; Sepiida; Sepiidae.
AUGUCGUUCACAAAGGAAAUUGUCCAGAAUGCUGCAAAGAAUCUCCUCAACUUCAUCAACAAGUCUCCAUCUCCUUUCCAUGCUGUUGAUGAGCUUAAACACAUGCUGAAAUCAGCUGGUUUCCAGGAACUACGGGAAACUGAACACUGGGAAUUGGAACAGUCUAAAAAGUAUUUUGUGACCCGAAAUGAAUCUACAAUAAUUGCUUUUGCGGUUGGUGGCAGGUACCAGCCUGGGAAUGGGUUCAGUUUUGUUGGUGCCCACACAGACAGUCCAUGCCUCAAGUCAUAUGGAGGUGGUAUUUGGAAUACUUGGUUGGACCGAGAUCUGACUUUGGCUGGCCGAAUCAUGGUACAGACAACCAACCAUAUUGAACAUCGACUGAUCAACGUGAAAAAACCCAUUUUGCGGAUUCCCAAUAUUGCCAUUCACUUGCAAAGGGACAUCAAUGAUAAACAUAAUGUCAACAAGGAGGACCAUUUAUGUCCAAUUUUGGCCACCCAAGUGCAGGCUAAGUUAAUGGAAACUGGAACUUUGAACUUAACAGAGAAACAUCAGGUAAUUGGAGGAGCCUGCGAGGAAUUUCUUUUCUCCCCUCGACUGGAUAAUUUACUGAAUGCUUAUUGUGCUUGCCAGGGCCUCAUUGAUUCCUGCAACGGUUACAGCCUGGCAGAAGACACAAAUGUCAGAAUGGCAUGUCUUUAUGACAAUGAAGAGGUUGGUUCUAAAAGUGCCCAAGGAGCUGAAUCACUUCUUACCGAAAUGGUGAUGAGGAGAAUAUGCAAGGGAGAUAACCUUGCAUUUGAAGAGUCGAUUCCAAAAUCCUUUCAUCUCAGUGCAGACCAAGCUCAUGCCGUUCAUCCUAACUAUUCAGAGAAACAUGAAUCAUGCCACCAACCUGCAAUGCAUAAGGGUUACGUUUUGAAAAUAAAUGCCAACCAAUCAUAUUCGACCACAGCCAUCACUGCAGCAAUUCUAAGGAAAAUAGCUAACUUGGCUUCGGUCCCACUUCAGGAUUUUGUUGUACGUAAUGACAUGCCAUGUGGUUCAACAAUUGGUCCUAUUUUGUCCUUCAAACUUGGAAUCCCUACAGUUGAUGUUGGCGCUCCUCAGCUGAGCAUGCAUUCAAUCAGAGAACAGGGUUGCACCACAAGUGUCGCCCACGGUAUAGCUUUGUUCAGAGGUUUCUUUGAAAAUUACCCUCAUGUCUUCCAGUCUCUCAAGUUCUGA